Molecule: messenger RNA, 1872 nt
Organism: Coregonus clupeaformis (lake whitefish)
Lineage: Eukaryota; Metazoa; Chordata; Actinopteri; Salmoniformes; Salmonidae
Product: cleavage stimulation factor subunit 1
Exons: 7
Coding region: 129-1424 (431 amino acids)
Biological process (GO): mRNA 3'-end processing
Cellular component (GO): mRNA cleavage stimulating factor complex
Molecular function (GO): protein binding; RNA binding
Source: RefSeq, a predicted model, not a curated record
CCGUUUCGUACGGACGCAUAGAUGUGACACAUGACGCAAGUGACGUAACUACGCAGCGCAUGCUUUGGAACCCCUAGCGCCCAUUGAAACAAAGCUAAGCCAAGUUCGUUGAAGAAGCCUUAGCGGAGAUGUAUCGUCCCAAACCGACGCUGCGGGACCGGCAGCACCUGUACCGGCUGAUCAUCAGCCAGUUGCUGUACGACGGUUACACCAACAUCGCCAACAACCUCAUCACAGAGGUGAAGCCACAGAGCGUCGUGUCGCCCUCGGAGAACCUCAUGCAGCUGGCCAAGAUAGGCAUGGAGAAUGAUGACAGCGCGGUGCAGUAUGCCAUUGGGCGUUCGGACACAGUGGCCCCAGGUGUUGGCAUCGACCUGGAGUUUGACGCUGACGUCCAGUCCAUGUCCCCCGAGGCGUCUGAGUACGAGACUUGUUACGUGACGUCUCAUAAGGGUCCCUGUCGCGUGGCCACCUAUAGCCGGGACGGGCAGCUCAUCGCUACGGGCUCUGCAGACGCCUCCAUCAAAGUCCUGGACACAGAACGCAUGCUGGCCAAGAGCGCCAUGCCCAUAGAGGUGAUGAUGAAUGAGACGGCCCAGCAGAACAUGGAGAACCACCCUGUGAUCAGAACACUGUACGACCACGUUGAUGAGGUCACGUGUCUGGCGUUCCACCCCACGGAACAGAUCCUGGCGUCUGGAUCACGUGACUACACCCUCAAACUGUUCGACUACUCCAAGCCCUCUGCCAAGAGGGCCUUUAAACAUGUACAGGAAGCGGAGAUGCUACGGGCCAUCUCCUUCCAUCCGUCAGGCGACUUCCUGUUGGUGGGGACGCAGCACCCGACCCUCCGCCUCUACGACGUCAACACCUUCCAAUGCUUCGUCUCCUGCAACCCUCUAGACCAACACACUGACACCAUCAGUGGAGUUAGCUACAACCCUAAUGCUAACAGCUACGUGUCGUGCAGUAAGGACGGCAGUAUCAAGCUGUGGGACGGCGUGUCUAACCGCUGUGUGAUGACGUUUGAUAAGGCUCAUGACGGGGCGGAGGUCUGCUCCGCUGUCUUCUCUAAGAACUCCAAGUACGUCCUCUCCACCGGGAAAGACUCUGUCGCCAAACUCUGGGAGAUCUCCACCGGGCGCCCCCUCGUCAAAUACACAGGUGCUGGUCUGAGUGGUCGUCAGAUGCAUCGUACCCAGGGUGUCUUCAACCACACAGAGGACUAUGUUCUGUUGCCUGAUGAGAGGACCAUCUCUCUGUGCUGCUGGGACUCUCGGUCUGCAGAGAGGAAGAACCUUCUGUCCCUGGGUCACAACAACAUUGUCCGCUGUAUCGUCCACUCCCCCACCAACCCAGGGUUCAUGACCUGUAGCGAUGACUUCAGGGCCCGCUUCUGGUACAGACGUACUACCACCGACUGAGACCCCUCUGUUCUGUUCUGACUGACCUUUCUACCAGCACACUACCACAGAGCCCAGACCAAACCCUCAUCACUGGGUCUGGAAUCUCCACGGCCAAACAUCUGUCACCAUCAGGGUCCUGCAGCCUCAGACGUUACAACAAACCGUGUCUUUGAGUUUGGAGCACCAAGCACCAUCUUGGACUGUAUUUCAGUGGUGUUGGUGUAUGUUGAGUCUUAUCCAUGUUGGUAGAGAACAACACAGCUGAUUGGCUGUCUGAUUAAAUGAACAGCGUUGUUGGGAAAUGUAAUCAUUAACGAUGCUUCUAGAUAUUUUGAAGACAGUGACCAACAUGCUCAUUUAAUGUUUCUUUGAUCUUUUGAUAAAACAACUUUGAAGUUGUCCACUUUUCCCCCUUAUUUUGUCUUUAUCUAUCUGAUAUUACACAUUUCUAUUAAAACAUUGAAGA